AUGAGCGAACGAGCCUCUCAGGAUGACGACGAGCUUCCAUCAUUGCUGAGGAGGUCCACCUUAAACCCUACCUACCGCGACUAUGACCAUGAUAUCCGCUUCCAGAACCGAAACAGCGAGGAUGUCCACCGGGAUGCGCUUGCGGCAGCCCAAGUUGAGCAUGACAGAGUCCGCGAGAUAGCGCUGAAGGCCUACGAGCUGAAUGAGCUCCGGAAGGACCAGCUAAGGCUGCGACAAAGCGCCCAGCGAGAGGAAGAACGGGUUCGACUCGAAACGGCGCGGGCAUUGGAGGAGAUUCGCAUUCGUGAGAUUGAGAAUCGAGCCAAACGAAUACCGAAACCCCCUCCACGAGAACCAACCCCUCCUCCGCCAUCCCCUCCUCGCUCUCUGCCCUCAAAAGUGACCCCGCCUACAUCCGCUCAGCCUCCAGCUACAGUUCCACAACCAGAGCCCCAAGUCAAACAGCAACCUCCACCCGAACCAGUCUCCCGUGAAGCGCCGACUCAGAAGCCUUUUUUGGCAGCGCCUCAACCUCCAGUACAGGCUCCUGCACCUCCUGUGCCGAAACCCCAGGCAGCUCCAGUUCAACCUCCUACGCAAAUUCCCCCGCAGAUUCCCACCACGAGCGCCCCAGCACAGCCUCAUGUCCUCCCCGGGGUAGAACGAUAUAUUGAAAUACACAAGAACCUAAAGCAACUACGUCUAUUUAUUACCAAUGCUGGGAAACACAACGUUGCAUUCAAAAAGAAAACGGGAGAAAUGCGGCGGGCCAUCCGACAGUCAGUAGGCCAAUUGACGGAAGGGAAGGGCGCGAAUAAACAACCGCUUAACAAGAUCGUCGAGCUCCUGAGACAAUCCCUCACAACGGUCCAGAGUCCCCCGGCGGAUCCGAGCAUGGUCAUGCUCACAAAACCCGAACCCAGCGAAGGAGCCAAGUAUAAUGGCGAUAGCAUGCCAGCACUAUUUAUUUACCUCCUCAACGUCUUCGCCAAAUCCGUUGUUGCACAAUUCAUCGAUGAAGCUGGUGUAGCACCCAAGGCCGCGGACCCGGUAGGCGUAGUCGCAGUAUCAGUAUUCUCCCGCGAAGAAUUCUACUGGCGCAACACACCGCUCAUAGACAUCCUAAUCGCCAAAAUACGCGUUGUCUGCCCGGUGUUAUUCGGACUUCGAGGCAGCGAGAAAACGGAAGAAGGGAGAGCAAGGCUGGGCUGGAGAAAGGAGGGCGGCAGUUGGGUCACCGAUCAAAUCCACAAUACUCGCAUGACCGGUCUAGGAGCUGGGUACGCCGCUUUAUGUCUAAGGGAUUUCUCAAAGUCGAAACUUCAAAACCCGUGGCCUCCAACUCAUUAUUGGCAAACCGUGGCAAGUAUAGUCAGUACGCCACCGGACCAAGCAUCUCCCACGCAAUACAUGGUUCUCAAAUCCCUCAUCGAGAACUAUGAGAUGAAAUUCUUGGCAUUUUAUGGCAGUGCCGCAAGGGCAGCUUUGAGGAUCGCUUUGGUGGAAUUUCCCGCCCGGGCUAUAGAGCACAACGUUGCGGUUAGUUCGUUGAAAGUUCUAGGCGAUAAGCUGAAUAGGGAUAUGGGGCUACAAUUGCAGUAG
Molecule: messenger RNA, 1602 nt
Organism: Venustampulla echinocandica
Lineage: Eukaryota; Fungi; Ascomycota; Leotiomycetes; Helotiales; Pleuroascaceae
Exons: 2
Coding region: 1-1602 (533 amino acids)
Biological process (GO): poly(A)+ mRNA export from nucleus; regulation of translational termination; regulation of translational initiation
Cellular component (GO): nuclear pore; nuclear pore cytoplasmic filaments; cytoplasm
Molecular function (GO): translation initiation factor binding; inositol hexakisphosphate binding; phospholipid binding
Source: RefSeq, a predicted model, not a curated record